GGGGUGCGGUAUAAAAGUGAGCGUAGUACUACCACUCUGACAUAGUUCACGACACUCCACGUGCCAAUUCGCUGCUGCACGUCCACACACAUAAACAACAAUGAAACUGCUGGUCGUAUCUUGUGCUCUGCUGUCCCUUGCGACAGCUCUGCCGCAGAGGAGAGUGUCGCUGAAGCCUGAUCAGCCGGAGAUAGAUGACCAGCAGCCUGCUGAGCAGAACUACAACAACUACCAACAACCACAACCACAAGCUGAGUACAGACAAGUCCAGCAGGAGUACAAAGCUAAGCCCAUCGAAGACUUCAGGCCCAAGGUCCAACUGGAAACCACUACUUUUGUCCCCAUCAUUCGCUUCGACAAGGAGCAAGGCACUGACGGAAGCUACAAGACUGCUUAUGAAACCGGCAACAACAUCCAUGCUUCCGAAGAAGGUUACUUGAAGACUCUUGGUGAAGGCCAGAACGCUUUGGUCCAGCAAGGUUCCUACUCCUACACCGCUCCUGACGGUCAGAUCAUUACCGUUGACUACACCGCUGACGAGUUCGGAUUCAGGGUCAGUGGUGACCACAUCCCCACCCCUCCUCCCGUCUCUCCCGAAAUCCAGAAAGGUCUGGACUUGAUCUACGCUGGAAUUAAAGCCAAUGCUGAGCGUGCCGCCCUCGAAGCUAAGAACGACCCUGAGGCUGCCAGAAAACAGCAAGACAGAGCCGCUCUUGACUACAAAGGCGAGUACUACCAGCAGUAAAGUGAAUUAGUGAUAAGAGUGUAAAUACCGUGAACGUUCUCAUGGCAGGACCUCCAAAUGCCAUAUACUUUAAGACUACAAUCGCCUAUCACCAUCAUGUCACAUACAACCUUUAAGACUUGUUAUCCAAUCAUAUAAUAAACGACUCCAUUCUUGGACUAAACGUGACCUAUGAUUGGUUGAUAAAAUUCCCGUAUGCAGUAUUCAUAUGUGGUCAUAGGCUUUAGUUUAGGGUUAACCAAUUGUUAUUUUACAAGAUAAUUAUAAUACUCAAUAUGACGUCUAAUUAAGAUGAAGAUAAGCAGAUGCCUGGUCGA
Messenger RNA from Spodoptera littoralis (African cotton leafworm), 1062 nucleotides. Lineage: Eukaryota; Metazoa; Arthropoda; Insecta; Lepidoptera; Noctuidae. The record is from the annotation of a GenBank genome assembly.